GACACGGUGCCCCGCACAGCGCGCAACUUCGCCCAGCUGGCCAGCACCGGCGCCGAACUGGGCGGCCAGAGAGGCGGCUACGAGGGCAGCCCCUUCCACCGCGUCAUCAAGAACUUCAUGCUCCAGGGCGGAGACUUCACCAACCGGGACGGCACGGGCGGCUUCAGCAUUUACGGCCGCUCCUUCGAAGACGAGAACUUCAAGCUGCAUCACACGGGCCCUGGCAUACUGAGCAUGGCCAACUCUGGGCCCGACACCAACGGCAGCCAGUUCUUCAUCACCACUGUCCCCACCAGCUGGCUGGACGGCAAGCACGUGGUGUUCGGAAAGGUCACCCGGGGCAUGGAUGUGGUGCGCAAGAUCGAGUCUCUCCGUACCAACAGCCGGGACCGGCCCGUCCAGGACGUGCUCAUUGCCAAGUCGGGCCUCGUCGACUCGGCGCCGUUCGAGCUGGACCUCAGCGCCGCCUCCAAGUAAUGAGCGGCGCGAGUGCGUCUGGCCGCUCGGCGGGUGGUCCCUGGCGGGGCCGGCGCUUCGCUGGGCGACCGGCCGCCGCCCGCGCCUCCGCCUUGGCUCGCAGGGCACGAGAUGCUUAUCGCUGCCGGGUCGUUCGGAAUCUCCCGCUCUCAGCUCUUGGUUAUUGACGACGGCAUUCCGUGACGGGGAACUGACAUCAUUCAAAACAAAAAACGUGUAAAUACAUGAUUUACCACUGGGCUUGUGUCGAAGUGAUGUCGUCGUAGAUCUUUGGCUGCGGUGCAUAUUAACGCAUGCAUGUGGUCUCCUCCCUUUGCAUGCUGCAACGUUCCUGGCGCUGCUGCGAGCUUGACUGAGAGGUCCCAUGCCGCUGCGAUGUUGACGUGCCACCUACAUGGCGCACUCAUGCGUUGCGCUAUCGGACGGCGGCAUUUGUGAUAGCAGACUUGACUAAUCCCCCAUACCAGAGGGUUGUCUACCCAGACGUGGUCUCCGUAAAGAGGUAAUACGCAAUCUAUGUGUCGUCCAUGUAAACGGCGAGACUUCACCGCGUUCAGUACCGGAAUACUUGCCUUGUGCGGAAUCAGCUGAAACACGAGCGGCGUAGAUCGUUAGUAGCGCUUGGGUGGCGUAGGCAUGGAGCAUGCUGAUGUUAUAACGGCGUCGCGACAUGGGCCGUUGUGGUGGGCGCUAGGCCGUGUUGUUACUCGAUUGCGCUGAACUUGGGCCCUCGUGCAACGCGACCCCAAGCUCAGAGACAUCUUUCGAAAUCUAAAAACUUGCUGAGCAUGAAUACUCGCAUUUGUGAGUCGCCUGGUGAACUGGCGGCGGAGGCAACAGUCGGCUGUGGGAGCGUGUACUGAAUACUCUAUGGCCCUCCCCCAGUUGUAGCAUGAACACUGCCAACAACGCGUCUGUGAUACAUCCUGCCUGGAACGUGGGACCACUGUUGCUUUUCUGGAAUCCCUCUAAGCGCCGUACUACCGCCAAAUGUCAAAUACAUGGCUCUGGCAGGC
This is a messenger RNA of Pollicipes pollicipes, 1493 nucleotides long. RefSeq names its product peptidyl-prolyl cis-trans isomerase A2. The record is from RefSeq and is a predicted model, not a curated record. Lineage: Eukaryota; Metazoa; Arthropoda; Thecostraca; Pollicipedomorpha; Pollicipedidae. Gene Ontology annotation, cellular component: intracellular membrane-bounded organelle; cytoplasm. Gene Ontology annotation, molecular function: cyclosporin A binding; peptidyl-prolyl cis-trans isomerase activity. Gene Ontology annotation, biological process: protein folding; protein peptidyl-prolyl isomerization.